AUGUACUGUUCCUCUGAAAAUAUGCUCAAGUGCCCCAUACAACGCGCUUGCGCCAAGAGAGCGGCAUGCCUCUCAGCCACCGCUGGCUUACCCAACACCUUCAUUCAUCCGUGUCGGCCCAUUCUUACAUCUCGUCGUGCGAUUACUCUAGGUAGGUGCAUCGCGGCAAACGUUUCGACUGUCCUGCCUGUGGGUGAACCAGGACGACAGCGUAACAAGGCGAGGCAGCUCACACUUCAGGAACAAAUCCUGGACGCUCAGGACGCUGCCACUGUCCUCGAUAUUGUCGACGCUUCCCUAGAACAAUUUGGGGGCGUUAAUGCCGUCACGGCGGUGUACCGCAUCUCGCGUCUUCUUACUAGUCGUACAGGAAGGCUCAGGAGGAAGGAGUCGGAGCACAUCACGUCGGAUCCAAGAUUUGAGUGCCUCAUUCAAACGCUGGAGUCUAAAUCUUCAGAGCUGGACAAGCUGGGCCUGGAAAAUCGCAAACGAGCAUAUCAAAAACUCAGGGUCGACGCUGAUUUGCGCGCAGGGGCAGCACUCAGCGUCCGUCUCAUAGAGCGUGCGAAGGACAUCCAGGGCGACCUUAUGGAUGCAGCCUCUGUGGAGGAUGUCCUGCUUCUGGUUGAGAAGCAGGGUGAGAUUUUUAACAAGGUCAACACAUCUACCGCGCUGCAUCGGAUUGCAAGGAUCGCAAGUACGGCGCCGUAUGCGACUGCCGGAGCGAAUCAGCAGUCUCCAGAUGCGGUCCUCCGCAUAACUCGAGAUGAAAGAUUUCACCACCUCCUCCAAUUGGCCACCGCGUUAAGCAAGGAAAUGAGCAUUGUGAGUGUUUCCAAUACUCUGUGGGCUCUCGCUCGAUUGCGAUGCGAUAUCCACGAGAUGAAUACGUUAUUGGAUGAUCUUGCGGGGCGUGCGGCUGCGACGGCGCACAACGCUCAGCCCAAACAUCUCGCCACGGUAAUUUGGGCCCUCGCGGUGCUUGGUCACGAGCCCAGGUCCCGGCUCCUGCGCGCGGUUGCCAUGCGCGUGAUGGACACUGCCGGUGAUUUCAGGGCUCCAGAUGUUGUUAACAUGCUCUGGGCAUAUGCACGGUGGACCCGAUUGGCUCCCUUGAAUUCCCCCGACGGUCUGCCUGGUGCAAAAGAUGUGGUGAAAGAGCUGUCGUGCGUCGCGCUGGCUAAUCUUACAGAUUUUACCCCUUAUCAGUGCGCCAAUCUUUCAUGGUCACUCGCGAUGCUAGACGCAGAGGUGCAGCCAAGGUCGCUCGCAUCCAUACUCGACCGCGCAGCGUCGGAUCCAAAUGGACUGGACGAUACUGCGCUGACACAUACGCUAUGGGCAGUCGGUGUCAAGGGUACAGUGAUAGAUGGCGCAGGAGGCUCCUUUCAGACACUGUUGGCAGAAGCUGCGAAGAGGGCGUUGGACCGGGGUGUCGGGCGCACGGGCGCGGCAGGAGUACUUUGGGCGUGUGGUCACCUUCGGGUCACGCCACGAGAAGGCGAGGCGGAUGCGCUCCUGGAUUGCCUACUUGAUGAUGGAGAGGAGGCACUCAAAGGCAAGCUGGUGCAACCUCAAGCACUUGUGCAUGGGGUGUGGGGGGUAUGUCACAUGGACGGAGUCACGCUUAGUCAGAAGCACCGGGACGCCGUAUUCUCGAAUGUAUCCAGACUUGCUGAGGCGGGAAAGAUGGAGGCGCGAUAUGCAGACGCGCUACGAGCUUCGGCCACGGGUGCAGGGCUGGAUCCUGUCGAGUUAGAGCACGCUCUCACCACACGGUGA
Molecule: messenger RNA, 1782 nt
Organism: Micromonas commoda
Lineage: Eukaryota; Viridiplantae; Chlorophyta; Mamiellophyceae; Mamiellales; Mamiellaceae
Exons: 2
Coding region: 1-1782 (593 amino acids)
Biological process (GO): mitochondrial RNA processing; regulation of mitochondrial mRNA stability
Cellular component (GO): mitochondrial matrix; ribonucleoprotein granule
Molecular function (GO): RNA binding
Source: RefSeq, a predicted model, not a curated record